GGGCCCUGGGGCAUAAAAGGGGGGCCCGUGGGCAGCGGAGCCCUCACAUCCCUCAGAAGAGGCCUGCGCUCCCCAAAGCUCGGACAUGGACAUCUUCUCCCCGUCACAGCUGUACUACGCCGCCGCGUCGCCGGACGCCCUCCAGCUGGCCGAGGACGACUCGGACGAGGACGAGCACGUGCGGGUGCCCGGCGCGCCGCCGCACCAGCCGGGCCACUGCCUGCAGUGGGCCUGCAAGGCCUGCAAGCGCAAGUCCAGCUUCGUGGACCGCCGGCGCGCCGCCACCAUGCGAGAGCGCCGGCGGCUGAAGAAAGUCAACCACGCCUUCGAGGCCCUGCGCCGCUGCACCUCGGCCAACCCCAGCCAGCGCCUGCCCAAGGUGGAGAUCCUGCGCAACGCCAUCCACUACAUCGAGAGCUUGCAGGAGCUCCUGCGCGAGCAGGUGGACCACUACUACAGCGGCUCCGAACCCGCCAGCCCCUUGUCCAGCUGCUCCGACGGCACGCCGGACAGCAGCAGUCCAGUGUGGCAGCAGCUCAACUACGGCAGCACUUAUCCCUACGUCAGGAACGAGAGUUUGUCGGACAAGAUGGCGGGUGCGUCCAGCCUGCAGUGCCUGUCCAGCAUCGUGGACCGACUGUCCACGCCCCAUCUGGGUCGCCGACCCACCCAGGCCGUCCCGCCCCACACCAACACGAACGACUCGCAGCCGUGUACGCCGGGUAGCCCCGUCUACCACGUCCUGUGAGGAGCCCGCCGCGGCCGUUUUGGGGAACAGUACACGACAAAAUUGUAAAUAUAACAUUUAAAUGCUCAUUUAUUGCCACACUCAUUAAAUAUUUGCUUUUGUA
Messenger RNA from Syngnathus acus (greater pipefish), 851 nucleotides. It is a transcript of the gene myf5, whose product is annotated as myogenic factor 5. The coding region runs from base 86 to 748 and encodes 220 amino acids. Gene Ontology annotation, biological process: positive regulation of myoblast differentiation; muscle organ development; regulation of transcription by RNA polymerase II. The record is from RefSeq and is a predicted model, not a curated record. Lineage: Eukaryota; Metazoa; Chordata; Actinopteri; Syngnathiformes; Syngnathidae. The transcript is spliced from 3 exons. Gene Ontology annotation, molecular function: protein dimerization activity; RNA polymerase II cis-regulatory region sequence-specific DNA binding; DNA-binding transcription factor activity, RNA polymerase II-specific.